AUGGUUAUAAAUGAAAGCAAUUCCUCCGAGGAAAGCAUACAUGAGAUACUGCGUCGCACUCUCAGUCCACAAAUUGCUGUAUCCAGUUCUUGCGGUUUUGCUAAUCCCAUAGAAAAGCUAGAGGCUUCGAAUCAAUCCGUCUUUGCAGUUAUUGGGAGGGGGACAUGUGGUACAGUUUUCGAGGUUGCUGGAAGCAAGAUUGCGAUCAAAAAGGGCUCGGAUAAAUACGGACUCUGGGUCGAUGCCAAUAUCACACACGAAGCAAGCCGGGCUGUUAUGGAAAUGAAGGUAUAUUUGGAGAGUAUUUUCCCAGGUUCCUCGAUCCCUCUUGUGCCACAAGUUCAUGGAUGGGUGCACGAUGAAGAGUUGGAAAAGUGGUGGUACAUCAACAGAUCACAGUUCCCUGAUGAUGACAACGAGAUUGGAUUCUUGUUUUACGUGGAGCGCAUCUUGCCGCUUCCGGAAGCCACACGCACAGCACUUAUCAGAAAGUAUUUUCCCAGGGAGUUCCAAGAUAUCUCCCUAAGAGAUCCUAGCAAUAGGACUUGCUUGAUCCGACCAUACCUUGGAAUGAGGCGAACCGAUCACGAGUUGAAGCACCCUGCUGAAACUCUACAAAACUUCCCGCUACAUCUAGACCAGAUGGAAGAGAUAGGUUUGGAUAUAGCACAAUUCUCUCGAGAAAUGGCGAUUGGGCUGGCUAUCAUACACUGGAGAGUGGGCUCGAUGAUCAACCCCUUUAGCGUUCCUGUUAGAAACAUGGCUCGGCGUCCGACUCAUCUAUGGAUGCUGGACUUUGACAAAACUAGUAAGCUCGACUUCAAUGACUGGAAGAAAGCUCGGGGACGAAUGGUCACAGCGGUCACGGGGAACGAUCCUUACUUUCCAAACCCAGCCACAUCGGGUGAGAAGGAGAAACUAGUUUGGUCAAACUUUGAGGAAGUGUAUCUUCAAGCUGCCCGCGCGGUGUUAAAGAUGCAUCCUACACUUUCUGAAAAGGCGAGGACCCGGAAAUAUCCAGAAGCCUUCCUGAUUGACUGGAAGAAGAGAGCUCAAUCGUUGGAGGAAACAAAAGAUGGUUCUUUUAUGAAGUUUGUAGGCUAG
Molecule: messenger RNA, 1104 nt
Organism: Bipolaris zeicola 26-R-13
Lineage: Eukaryota; Fungi; Ascomycota; Dothideomycetes; Pleosporales; Pleosporaceae
Exons: 2
Coding region: 1-1104 (367 amino acids)
Source: RefSeq, a predicted model, not a curated record